Moneuplotes crassus is the source of this 678-nucleotide messenger RNA. The record is from the annotation of a GenBank genome assembly. Lineage: Eukaryota; Ciliophora; Spirotrichea; Euplotida; Euplotidae.
AUGGAACAAAUAGAUAGUCUCGAGUCAGCCGGAAGUCUUCUCAAUCAUCUUCCUAAUCAGGAUAACUUUGAGCAAUUUUUAGAAAGGAUUAUUAGUGGAAUGAUCGAGAACCAAUCAACCAAAGAGAUCUUCAGCGAGAGGGAAAUGAAGAAACUAGGCCAGCUCUUCUCUGUAUCCCACUCAGAUUUGUACGAUAUCAUUGAGAUAUCUAUUUAUUUCUUUGAAAAAUUAGCUUUCACGAAAGAACCUCUUGACCAAGCAAUGGAGAUGCUCAAAAAGGCUAAGCUAAAAACAACUAUUUGCACUUCAUUCGAAUCUGUUUGGACAAAAUAUGGAGAGACAUACAGGAAUGCAUUAAAAAAAUUAAGAGUGUGAGUUCCAGAUGGAUUAGACUUCAUUAACUGGAAACUAAAUAUUCCAUUAGACAGUUCACACAUCAUCACAGACUCUAAAGCCUUAUUCAAGAAAGGGGAGAGUACACCAGAGAUUAGAUUUAGGAAGGACACCAAAGCUCCAUUUGUCGAGAUGUCUUUCUCAACCUCAUCCAGCCAAAUUGAGAGUGUACACAAUAAAAAUGAAAAUUCUGAUGCAAAAGUUCAUAAAGUUCUUUUCAAUAAAGAGAAUCUUCAGAAAUUCUUUGAAGAACUUGAAAAGAAUUGAUAUGUGAGUGAAAGUUAG